AUGUGGUUCGCUGGCGGCGGAGGAGGAGGACUGAGGAAGCUCUGUAGAGCCACCUCGAAUGAGCUAAGCUGUAGCUCUUUGUUUGUGAGAUACAUGUCGAGAGAGAGAGCUGUGAACGUCCGGAAGAUAAACCCUAAGGUUUCGAUCCCAGAGGCUAACCUCAUUUCCAGUUCUCUCUACGAUCUCUUCAAGCAACAUGGCCCUCUUUCCGUUCCCAACACUUGGCUCCGCGCUCAGGAAGCUGGGGUUAGUGGAUUGAACAGCAAAACGCAUAUGAAGCUAUUGUUGAAAUGGAUGAGAGGGAGGAAGAUGCUCAAGUUGAUCUGCAACCAAGUUGGUUCCUCCAAAAAGUUUUUCCACACCAUUUUACCUGAUGAUGAUCCUCAACAAGAUCAACCUAUUGCUGCUGCCACUGAUAACAAGAAACAAGGGUUCAAGAGAAGUGGUGACAAGAACAAGAAACAAGGCUUCAAGAGAAAAGGCAAAUAG
This is a messenger RNA of Thlaspi arvense, 489 nucleotides long. NCBI's taxonomy places the organism in Eukaryota, Viridiplantae, Streptophyta, Magnoliopsida, Brassicales, Brassicaceae. The record is from the annotation of a GenBank genome assembly.